AUGAGCGAUGUGAAGGCGAAGAGGCAACGGGUUUUAAACCAUCUACAACAUAAUAUUUAUAAAAAUGCAAGCUUGUACAAUACUGAAUUUUAUGAGCAGUUUGAUAAAUUCCUUUUUAAUUAUAGCAUGCUUUUAUUAAACCCGUCGAAAAAAAAUGAAUUAUUAUGCAGCCAAUUAAGCUUUUUAUGUCAUACAAGCCACUUUUUUAGCAAAAAAAAAAAUGAAAAAAAUCUGAAAAAAGUAGAUGCAGAAAAUGGUGUAAUCAAUCAAAAUAGAAUCUGCAAUGAAAAUGAAGAAAAAGGUUCAAACGAACCCAAAUUAGCAGAAACUGAUAUUGGGAAUUAUUCCGAUAUAAGCAUAGACUUUGGAAGUAGUAGUAGCAGUAGUGGUAGUAUUGAGGAUAAUGAUGACGAUAAAUUAGAAAGCAAAGAAAAUUAUAAUAAUGAUGCAGAUGUGAAUACCGAUUCUUCUGUUAGAUGUAACCCUUUACAGAAUCAAAAUAAUAUCAACUUAUCAAAUGAAGAAAAAAAUAGUGACAUAAAUGAUGAGGAAAUAGUUUUUCAAACAAAUAUAAUAGAAGAAAAAAAAAAAGAAAUAUUAAGCAAACUAAAUGAACAAACACAAGAAGCUAUUACAUUAGUAACCCAACGUGAAGAACAUAAUCAGAACCCAUUAUUAUUAUAUAACGAAAUAAAUGAAUAUAUAAACUUUUUAAUGAUUAAAAAUAAAGAAGAUAUAAAUUAUGUUGAAGAGUUAUAUUUUUUAUGUUGUCAAUUAGUUAUUCAUUAUAAAAAUAAUCUAUAUCCAAGUAUAUUACUAAGUAUUGUAAAAACAUUUAAACAGAUAAAGAGAUAUAUAUGUUAUGUAAAAUAUAUACAAAUAUUAAUAUAUAUGAGUGAUAUUCCUAUUCAUAGAAUCAAAGCAUAUAUAUAUAAAUGUGUUAGUAAUAUGGUUUUAUAUAUAAAUAAGAAGACGAGAGAUGAAAAAUUAAAAAAUUCAGUUUUAGAUGUAUUACAUGAAGCUUUUGCUGAAAAUAGUCAAAGAAAAAUGAUUAAAAAAAAAUAUGCAUCUAAUAUAAAUAGUUUUACAUAUUUUAAAAAUAUAAAAGUAAAUGAAUCUAUGAAUAAUUUUGCAUGUAGUAUACUUAUUGAUAUGAUAAAAAAAAAUGUUUAUACUCAAAAAAAAAAAAAUAUAAAUAUAAUAUCUGAAGGAAUAUUUUAUAAAAAUCUAAAAAUUGUAAAAUGUGUUGCAUAUGCUUUGUUAGGAAAAUAUGAUAUAAAAGAAUUUUCAAUAAAAAUAAAUAAAGAGAUUGAAAAUAAAAAUAAAAAUAUCGAUGAAUUAAAAUCUAUAAGUAAUCAGACACAUCAAAAAAUGACAAAAGCAAAAAUAAAAAAAUUACAUUUAAAAAAAGGAAAAAUUAUGGAUGAACUUAAUAAUAAUAAAAAUUCAUCUGAUGAAGAAAAAGAUAUAUAUGCAUCUAAUUAUGUUAAUUAUUUAUUUAUAGAUUCAUUAUUUGAUCCUUAUUCAUUUGCAUCUAAAAUAUUUAAUAUUAUAUAUACAAAAUAUAGAUCAAAUAAUAAUAAUACUAUUAAAAUUUUACUUUUAAAUAUUUUAUGCCGAAUUUAUCAACGAUAUAAAAUCAUUGAAGAAAACUUUUUUUUAUAUUUCGAGAAUACAAUAUAUCAUUUAAAAAAUAAAAAUACUUUGUCAAAAUAUUUAUCAAUCUUUAUUCAAUCAUUACAUGAUGAUAUACCAAUACAAUAUGUACAAAGAAUUGUCUACGUUUUAAUUAAAAAAUUUUUACUUUUAAAUUUAUCUGAAGAAUUUGUUUAUCUAAUUAUUAAUUCAAUAAUCGAAAUUAUUAUUAAAUGCCCUAACUGUUUAAAUGAGGAAAUAUUUGAAUCUGUCAUAAUAUUUAAAGAUUACAAAAAUAAAAAUAUUUCCAUCCUCAUUCGACGAUUUAUUAAUGUUGCAAAAAAUACAAACCCUCAUGUUAUGUCUAAAAAACUAUGGGACAAAAAAACAGCCAUGCUAGUUCAACGUGAAAAAAUUCUCUCAGAUUUACCUGCAGCUCGACACGAUCAAUCCAUAUUGCAAUACUCCUACUUGCUCGAACAAGCCUCAAGGGGCAAGCGGGCUCGUGAGGAGGUAGAUGCAGAAGAGGAAGAAGAUGUAGAGGAAGAUGUAGAAGAGGAAGUAGGUGAAGAAGAUGGAGAAAAUGAAGAAGAUGUAGAAGAGGAAGCAGAUGCAGAGGAAGAUGCAGAAGAGGACGAAGACGAGAUAGAUGCAGAGGAGGAGGAAGAGGAAGGAGAUGUAGAGGGAGAAGUGGACAAAGAGGAAGGAGAUGUAGAGGGAGAAGCGGACAAAGAGGAAGGAGAUGUAGAGGGAGAAGCGGACAAAGAGGAAGGAGAUGUAGAGAUAAGGGCGGACCGGAAGAAAGCGAGAAGGGAGAAAAAGAUAAAAAGUGAACUGAAGAUACAAAGAAAAAAUGAGGAAAUAUUAAGUGAAAGAAUAUUAACAGAUGAAGAUUUUAAAAAAUUAAAAAAAAUGAAAGAAUAUAUUGAAAAUAAUAAAAAUGUUGUUUUGUCUGAAUUAGCAGAAAUAUGUAAUGACGAAUAUGAAGAAGAUACAGAUAGUGACAGUGAUAGUGAAAAGGAAAAAAUAAUAACAGAGGAUCAAUUAUUAUAUAAAAAAAAAUUAAAAAAAAAAGAAAUAAUUAAGAUUAAAAAUCAAAAUAGUGGAGAAACCCGAUUUAAAACCAAUAAAGAAAAGGAAAAAAAAAAAUCAGUUAUGAUGCUUAUGCAAAAAUUAAAAAAAAAAAAAAAUGCAGUUAUACAAUAUGGUAAACUUAAAAAAAAAUUAAAAGGAAAGUUAGCUGCUCGAGCUAAAAAACGCCAAAUCAUAAACAAAAGAAUUGCUAAAAAAUUAAGUCGACGUAAAAGAUGA
Messenger RNA from Plasmodium vinckei vinckei, 2946 nucleotides. RefSeq names its product protein SDA1, putative. The transcript has a single exon. The coding region runs from base 1 to 2946 and encodes 981 amino acids. The record is from RefSeq and is a predicted model, not a curated record. NCBI's taxonomy places the organism in Eukaryota, Apicomplexa, Aconoidasida, Haemosporida, Plasmodiidae. Gene Ontology annotation, biological process: ribosomal large subunit biogenesis; ribosomal large subunit export from nucleus. Gene Ontology annotation, cellular component: nucleolus.